Molecule: messenger RNA, 276 nt
Organism: Ailuropoda melanoleuca (giant panda)
Lineage: Eukaryota; Metazoa; Chordata; Mammalia; Carnivora; Ursidae
Gene: DEFB114
Product: defensin beta 114
Exons: 2
Coding region: 1-276 (91 amino acids)
Biological process (GO): innate immune response
Cellular component (GO): extracellular region
Source: RefSeq, a predicted model, not a curated record
AUGACAAUUGUGGAGAUUUGGGAAAAUGUACUGAAUUAUCUGAUGAAGAGCUUUGAAACUGGAGAUAAGACACUUGUAUUUAGACCUUGGAAGGAGAUCAGUAAUGUCAGUUACUCUUCUUUUACUGUAGCCACAUGCUCCUUGGUGGAUCCUGAUCGGUGCACAAAAAUUUUCGGUAACUGUAGAAGACGCUGCUUUAAAUAUGAAAAGCAAAUUGAUAUAUGUUUCUCACCAAGUAAAAUUUGCUGCAUCGAGAGGUUAUUUGAAGAAGAUUGA